This is a messenger RNA of Colletotrichum phormii, 1236 nucleotides long. Its product is annotated as O-methyltransferase. Lineage: Eukaryota; Fungi; Ascomycota; Sordariomycetes; Glomerellales; Glomerellaceae. Gene Ontology annotation, molecular function: O-methyltransferase activity. The transcript is spliced from 4 exons. Bases 1 to 1236 code for a protein of 411 amino acids. The record is from RefSeq and is a predicted model, not a curated record.
AUGGGAGAAAUCGCGGCCGAAGCCCCUUUGGGACUCAGAAAGCUCGCCCAGGAUCUACUCAAUGACGUGGAUACAUACGACCCGGCCAGCGACCUGAGUCCCAGGAAUGAGCGUGAUUUCAAGUCCGGCAUCAUCCAACGAGCGCAAGCCAUUAUCGACAGGCUCGAGGACACUCCACGGGAGAGGGCUAUGAAUGAUUGUAUCAAGGUCGGCGAAAUGACCGCAAAGCAGCUCUUCAAUGCCUGGGGAGUCUUCCAAAAGAUCCCAGUAGAUGGAUCCAUCUCGUACAAGGAAUUGGCUAGCAGUGUUGGAUGUGAGCUUCAGCUUCUGGUUCGCCUCGCGUGGAUGUUGAACUCUACGGGCAUCCUGAAGCAAGUCAGUGAGGAUGCUGUGGCUCAUACCGAGAAAUCCAAGAUGUUCAUCAAUGACAACCCAGAUGGAGAUCUCACCAGAAUCGUCUUCGUACAUGGCAUGGUGUCAUACGCACAGUUCGAGAAGUACUUUGAUGCCUACGGGCUCCAAGAACCACGAGGCCGAACCCAUGUUCCAUACACCUUUGCGUAUGGCCAGCCAGAGAAGAACGUUUGGGAGGUAUCUCUCCAGAAUCCUGAGGAUAAGAGAAUCUUUCUACGUUCAAUGAAGGCAAUGGGACUGCUUCUUCCGGUAUGUGGCGUCUACGACUUCUCCUGGAUCUCAGAUGCCGCGCAUUCAGGGCCCGCGGAUAGGCCCCUUUUUGUCGAUGUAGGAGGUGGUUCCGGUCAUGCCAUGUCUGUCAUAUGCGACAACUAUGGCAUUCCAUCGAAUCGAUGUGUUCUGCAAGACCUUGACACAGUCAUUGGUGAGAUCGCCGAAUCUCAGGAUUCAAUUGCCUCGCUUGGUGGUACCAAGUUGAUGGCAAUUGACUUUCACAAGGAGCAACCAGUCAAAGGAGCAGUUGUGUACUACAUCCGUUACUGUCUUCACAAUUACAGUGACGACUUGGUGGUGGAGAUCCUGGCUUGUAUCGCAAGCUCCAUGGCACAGGAUAGUCGUGUGUUGAUCGCGGAACAGAUCACGCCAAACCCGCCUUCGGCUCAUACGGCCGCCAUAGAUCUUCUUAUGCUGAGUGUCGGCGGCAAGGAACGAUCGAGAGAGGUGUGGAAAGAUGUCCUCGCCAGGGCCGGGCUGGGAAGAGUCAAGUUCUGGACAUCUCCUAGCAACCCGCAUGGCAUAAUCGAGUGCUUCAAGAGGACUUGA